Pyrus x bretschneideri (Chinese white pear) is the source of this 1384-nucleotide messenger RNA. Its product is annotated as DNA-(apurinic or apyrimidinic site) endonuclease. Gene Ontology annotation, molecular function: DNA-(apurinic or apyrimidinic site) endonuclease activity; phosphoric diester hydrolase activity; double-stranded DNA 3'-5' DNA exonuclease activity. The coding region runs from base 71 to 1156 and encodes 361 amino acids. Gene Ontology annotation, biological process: base-excision repair. Lineage: Eukaryota; Viridiplantae; Streptophyta; Magnoliopsida; Rosales; Rosaceae. Gene Ontology annotation, cellular component: nucleus. The transcript is spliced from 9 exons. The record is from RefSeq and is a predicted model, not a curated record.
AAAAGACAAGGACUUUUGUUCAGUGGGGAACAAAACACUGUAAAAAGCUCUCAGAGCCUCAAAGAAGACGAUGAAACGUUUCUUCCAACCGGUAGGGAAAGACGGCUCCGCCAAGAAACCCACACUCGCACCUCCUUCCACAGAUAACGACAAAAUAUCAGCGGAGGACGCCGCCAAGAAACAGCCGCUCAAGUUCAUAACGUGGAAUGCCAACAGCUUUCUUCUCCGGGUGAAGAACAACUGGCCCGAGUUCACCAAGUUCGUCUCGAGCAUCGACCCAGAUGUCAUUGCGAUACAGGAAGUAAGGAUGCCUGCUGCUGGUUCAAAGGGUGGACCUAAAAACCCAGGAGAGUUGAAAGAUGACACUUCCUCGUCACGUGAAGAAAAGCAGAUAAUUACGCGUGCCCUGUCAAGCCCACCCUUUGGAGAUUAUCGUGUCUGGUGGUCUCUUUCAGAUUCAAAGUAUGCAGGAACUGCAUUGUUUGUAAAGAAGUGUUUACAGCCACAAAAAGUAUUUUUCAAUCUUGACAGAAAAGUUUCAAAGCAUGAACCAGAUGGCCGGGUCAUCCUAGCUGAAUUUGAGACAUUUAAUUUGUUGAAUACAUAUGCACCAAACAAUGGUUGGAAGGAGGAAGAAAACUCAUUCCCAAGGAGAAGAAAAUGGGAUAAAAGGAUUUUAGAGUUUGUUCUGCAAUCUUCGGAUAAGCCUCUAAUAUGGUGCGGUGAUCUGAAUGUUAGUCAUGAAGAGAUUGAUGUGAGUCAUCCAGAUUUUUUCAGUGCAGCAAAGGUUAAUGGUUAUGUUCCUCCAAAUAAAGAGGAUUGUGGGCAGCCUGGAUUUACCUUGAAUGAGAGGAAACGUUUUGGUAGCAUUUUGAAAGAGGGAAAGUUAAUAGAUGCAUACCGACACCUUCACAAGGAGAAGGACAUGGAGCAUGGCUUCUCCUGGUCUGGAAACCCCAUAGGAAAGUAUCGAGGUAAAAGGAUGAGAAUAGACUACUUCGUUGUUGCAGAGAAACUCAAAGAUAGGAUUGUUUCAUGCGAGAUGCAUGGGCAAGGGAUUGAACUACAAGGGUUUUAUGGAAGCGAUCAUUGUCCAGUCUCCCUCGUGCUUUCGGAAGGAGACACGGCUUCUAAAGAAACUGGAUUACCUGCAUAACCUUGUACCGAUAUUUGUUACAGUGCCACUGCCAUGUUAGAGAAGAUUUGCUUUUUCAAUCUGUACCAUUUGUAUACUAUUUUGGUUAGGCUUUUGGAAUGCUUCUCUACUAUUUGAGAGAUUCUCCUCGUACAGACGUGAAUCGCGUGAUAUGGCGAAAAGGGGGCAUUUAAGUAUGAUUAGUGUAAUGGAAUCUGAUCAUUUAUGGAAAAUGAUUUGGUCCGCUAA